Molecule: messenger RNA, 1411 nt
Organism: Phasianus colchicus (ring-necked pheasant)
Lineage: Eukaryota; Metazoa; Chordata; Aves; Galliformes; Phasianidae
Gene: TEAD4
Product: TEA domain transcription factor 4
Biological process (GO): hippo signaling; embryonic organ development; regulation of transcription by RNA polymerase II
Cellular component (GO): transcription regulator complex
Molecular function (GO): DNA-binding transcription factor activity, RNA polymerase II-specific; RNA polymerase II cis-regulatory region sequence-specific DNA binding
Source: RefSeq, a predicted model, not a curated record
UCCAUCCUCUACAUUAGACGGGAGUCCCCUCCCUCAGUCGCGUUCAUUUCAUACCAACUCUCAUUCCACGCGUUCCUCAUUUACUCCUUUCAAACUCCAGGGAAAAUAAAAACCCUCUCUUUUCCUAUCAAACUCUGGCCCGAACGCUGCCUCCCUCCGCCACCGCGCAGUCUCGCCGUCCUGCUCGUCGCUCCACGCUCUUCAGGCCGAAAUGAGCUGAUUGCCCGUUAUAUUAAGCUGAGAACAGGGAAAACACGCACAAGGAAACAGGUAUCUAGUCACAUCCAGGUCCUGGCAAGGCGGAAAGCCAGAGAGAUCCAAGCCAAGCUCAAGGAUCAGACAGCUAAAGAGAAAGCUAUGCAGAGUAUGGCUACAAUGUCAUCUGCCCAGAUUAUCUCUGCAACUCCCUUCCAUAGUAAAAUGGCCUUGCCGGGUCUCCCACGACCAGCCUAUCCUGCUGUUUCAGGGUUUUGGCAAGGAGCUUUGCCAAGCCAAGCUGGAUCUUUGCAAGAUGUGAAACCUUUUUCGCAACAAACCUAUGUUCUACAGCCUUCGUUGCCAUUACCAGGGUUUGACUCUGCCACUGGCCUCCCACCUUCAUCAUCAGCACCAGCUUGGCAAGGACGAAGGGUUGCUAGCUCCAAACUUUGGAUGUUAGAAUUCUCUGCAUUCUUGGAACAGCAGCAAGAUCAAGACACGUAUAACAAACACCUGUUUGUGCACAUCGGGCAGUCAAAUCCCAGCUACAGUGAUCCCUACCUUGAGGCAGUGGAUAUCCGACAGAUCUAUGACAAGUUCCCUGAGAAAAAAGGGGGCCUGAAGGAGCUGUUUGAAAGAGGGCCAUCAAAUGCCUUCUUCCUUGUCAAAUUCUGGGCUGAUUUGAACACUAAUAUUGAAGAUGAAUCCAGAUCUUUCUAUGGUGUUUCCAGCCAAUAUGAGAGCCCGGAAAAUAUGGUCAUUACCUGUUCCACUAAAGUGUGUUCCUUUGGAAAGCAGGUGGUGGAGAAAGUGGAGACAGAGUAUGCACACUAUGAAAAUGGACACUAUUCCUAUCGCAUUCAUCGUUCUCCUCUCUGUGAAUACAUGAUAAACUUCAUUCAUAAGCUCAAGCACCUUCCUGAGAAGUAUAUGAUGAACAGUGUGCUGGAGAACUUUACUAUCUUACAGGUUGUGACAAACAGGGACACACAGGAGAUCUUGCUGUGCAUAGCAUACGUUUUUGAGGUGUCAGCUAGUGACCAUGGUGCCCAGCAUCACAUCUACCGACUGGUGAAGGACUAGAGACUAUCUGCCCUGAGUCAUCCAUGAGAUGCAUGUCUAAGGAAAAAGUCUGUGCUUGAAAAUCCCUUGUCUCUUUCCACCAAAUUGAAAAAUAAACUGCAGAUACUGUGUAUUUUCAGAAAAGCACAUC